AUAUUCAUUUUUAACUAACAAACUUCACCAAAAUACUCUAAAGUGAUUAAAAUAACUUAAAAUAUUUUCAAAAAAAUGUAAAUACUUGUUGACAUUUUAUGUAGUAAUUCUACGUUAGACAAAAGACUCAACAUACUUUUACCAAUUGAACAAAUCCUGUAUAUAUAACAUCCACUAGUCACUAUCAUCAUCUUAUUUUAUUUUUAUAAUCUUUAAUCAAGUUGACUUCCUUUCUGUUUGACUAUGAAUGUUAAAAAGGUUUUGGAUGUAGACUCCUCCUAUAUAAUAGAACAGACUAACAAAUAAACCUUUUAAUCUUGCAGAAGCUAAGCAUUAUUUAAGGAGACUAAUAAAAUAAGAGAGAGAAAGAAAUCUAUGUGUGAAGCACGUUUGAUGAAGGCAUGGCAUGGCUUGAACUUGUCUUUCACAGCUCACCAAUUUAUCAUUUUUAGAUAUAUAUAGUUGGCCGACCAUCAAAUAAACAAUUAAUUAAAGAAAUCUAAACACUAAACAAGAAACUUACAAACAUCCUAUUCGCAUAAUCCACUUUUCCUUAUUACAAUACAUACCAUGUUCUCGUUAAGACAUGAACUCCAAUCUAAUUAUUCGGCAAUGACAAAGCGAAUAAAAUAAAAAAAUAUUUUUUUUUUUUUUUGCAAAGGCGAAAAGGGAUCGAAAUUUGCGAACAUCUGAAAGUAAUCUUCUUGUGAUUUCGAGUGAGAGAGGACAGCUUCAAUAUUCCUGUUUCUCUCCUCUUGAACUACAAUCACAUUCAAGUGUUUUGAAAUUGUGAAUCAGAGUUUGCUCCUUUCUGGGUUUUAAUUUUCUUCCUGAUUUGAUCCUUUUUCCUGAUCAGUUUUGGAUUCUCCCAUGGGUUUCUGAUUCUGGGUUGUUCGAAAGUUCCUUACUUUGGUGUUUUUCUCUUUCUGAUUUCAACCCUUAAGGCUUAAGCUAUGGCUUGGAAUGAGACUAAACUAAAGAGGCUCUAUCAAGUUUGGAGGGGAAGCAAUAAAUUUCUAUGUGGCGGGAGGUUAAUCUUUGGUCCAGACGCAUCAUCUCUAUAUCUAACAACCAUCUUGAUCCUUGCUCCCUCCGUGACGUUCCUUGUAAAAAUGUACUUAAAAAUGGAAGAUCCUCGCACCAAGCAUCCAAAACUCUCUAUUCCAAUUCUCGCCGUGUCUUGGAUCCUCACCCUUUUGUUUUCUUACAGGACAUAUUCUUCCUAUUCAUGACAUCUGGUCGAGACCCCGGGAUUGUCCCUAGAAGUUUAAAGCCUCCUGAAUCAGAUGAUGUACCUGAUUCAACUACUCCUUCCAUGGAAUGGGUUAGUGGUAGAACACCAAAUAUAAGGCUACCAAGAGUCAAAGAUGUUAAGGUUAAUGGCCAUACCGUAAAAGUCAAGUUCUGUGACACUUGUUUGCUUUACCGUCCACCUCGUGCUUCUCAUUGUUCCAUCUGCAACAACUGUGUACAGAGAUUUGAUCAUCACUGCCCUUGGGUUGGUCAGUGCAUUGGACUGAGAAAUUACCGGUUCUUCUUCAUGUUUAUAUCAACAUCAACCACUCUGUGCAUAUAUGUGUUUGCGUUUUCUUGGAUGAACAUAUUUCAAAGACAUAUGGAUGAGAGGAUUAGCAUCUGGAAAGCUAUAUCUGAAGAUGUUUUAUCGGAUAUUCUCAUAGUUUACUGCUUCAUUACCGUUUGGUUUGUUGGUGGACUCACUAUAUUUCAUUCUUAUCUCAUCUGCACUAACCAGACUACUUAUGAGAAUUUUCGGUACCGAUAUGAUAAGAAGGAGAAUCCAUACAACAAGGGGGUACUAGGGAAUAUAUGGGAGAUAUUUCUCUCUAAGAUUCCUCCAUCUAUGAACAAGUUUAGAUCAUUUGUGAAGGAAGAAGACUAUAUGAUGGUUGAAACUCCUACUUCAAAUCCAGGCCAAAGUCUAGUUAACUCGAAAGAGAAGAUAGAUAUUGAAAUGGGAGGUGGAAGGGUUGUUGAUGAGGGUAGAAAAAGUUACUCACUCCCUGAGCUUCUCAGGAAUCUAAACUAUGAAGACCUUGAGGAUGAUUGUGAGGAGGAUGACUUGAAGUCCAAAGAUCAUCAUCACCACCACCAUCAUGAUCAGAAUGAGGCAAUCAUCCCUCCUUUUGACCCUUUUUUUACCAGUGAAAGUGGUGUUAACAAGGAUCAGAGAGAGGGACAAGAGUCAAGAGGAUCUUCAAGUGAUGAUGAUGGAUUUGCAGGGAAGCGCGUUGGAGUCUCGAGUGAUGAUGAAGAAAAGAAUGAAGGGUAUGAACAAAAAUGGAGUGCCGGAAGUGUAUAUACAAACGCAAGAUCUGAAGAUGGAACAAGCUCUCCUCAGUCUACUUCACCAAUGCUUCGUAAAUAGAGAGAAGGGCUUGAAGCUGGAGAAGUGGAGAUCGUUCUUUAUCAUUCUUUUAACUGUGUUUCAUAUAAUUGUUGAGAAAAAAAAAUCCAGAAAUAAGAAACAUUGUAGGUUUCGUGAGCUUGAGCAUUAGAUUUUUUUAUUUAUUUAAAAUUUCUAGUUGUGUUUAUAUUACCAGAAUGUCUCAUCUGGAUAUCACCAGCUCCACAUAUUUUCUCAUAUUUUUGUUUUUAAAAAGAUUUGGACCACGAAUUUGUAAUUUGUAAUGUAUACAAAUUGUAUUUCUGAAUUAUUUUCCCCUA
Messenger RNA from Brassica rapa (field mustard), 2685 nucleotides. Its product is annotated as probable protein S-acyltransferase 4. NCBI's taxonomy places the organism in Eukaryota, Viridiplantae, Streptophyta, Magnoliopsida, Brassicales, Brassicaceae. The record is from RefSeq and is a predicted model, not a curated record. Gene Ontology annotation, biological process: peptidyl-L-cysteine S-palmitoylation; protein targeting to membrane. Gene Ontology annotation, molecular function: protein-cysteine S-palmitoyltransferase activity. Gene Ontology annotation, cellular component: endoplasmic reticulum; Golgi apparatus.